Messenger RNA from Lineus longissimus, 3365 nucleotides. Its product is annotated as histone deacetylase 11-like. The record is from RefSeq and is a predicted model, not a curated record. Gene Ontology annotation, molecular function: histone deacetylase activity. Gene Ontology annotation, cellular component: histone deacetylase complex. The transcript has 12 exons. Bases 283 to 2019 code for a protein of 578 amino acids. NCBI's taxonomy places the organism in Eukaryota, Metazoa, Nemertea, Pilidiophora, Heteronemertea, Lineidae.
UCGAAAGCAAAAUGGUUGAGGUUUCUGUAAAAUUUCCUCAUUUCUGAGAUGUUUUGCCGAUUUAUUAUGAUCUGAAAACGAAAAUGUAGUUAAACCACACACAAAGAGAAACAUCCACAUUCAGAGAAUCCAGGGAACACAACGAUUUCAACGAAGAAACCAUCAAAGUAUUUUUGAUUGAGGACUUUCCUGAGAAGAUUUACUAAUUCGACCAUAAGCGGAGAGCGACACAACUUUACUGUUCGGCUGGCUGGAUUUUUUUGUCCAGUGCUUCUUCUGAAGAUGAGCAGAGCUGCUGAAGCUGCUGAGAAAGAGAAAGAGGGGAGGCCACAUGAUACACAGCUGUAUGUUCCUGUGCAACCAUGGCAGUGGCCCAUCAUAUAUGCCAUCGAAUACAACAUCAGCUUCCUUGGUUUUGAGAAACUCCAUCCGUUUGAUGCUGGAAAAUGGGGACGAGUGCACGAAUUCUUAAAAGAGGAGGGCAUGUUGUAUGACCAUACGACUGUUAAGCCAACGGAGGCAUCCCAGGCGGACCUGAUGGUGGUUCAUCCCAAAAGAUACAUAGACAGUCUUAAGCUGUCGAACAUAGUGGAGGGAAUACAGAGUAUACAGGAGUGGAGCAUCAAUGUGGCUGGUAUCACGGAGGUUCCCCCUGUUGCCCUGCUCCCAAACUUCGUAGUUCAGAGGAAAGUUCUGAGACCAUUCCGAUAUCAAACAGGUGGCACUAUACUGGCCGCCAAACUAGCAGUCGAGCGUGGCUGGGCCAUCAACAUCGGCGGGGGCUUCCAUCACUGUUCAGCCGACAAAGGCGGUGGGUUCUGUGCCUACGCAGACAUCACGCUUGCAAUCAAAUUCCAGAUGGAGAGGAACCCAGCGGUUAAGAAAGCCAUGAUUAUCGACCUUGAUGCACAUCAGGGGAAUGGGCACGAACGGGACUUCAUGGGGAAUGAUGAUGUGUACAUAUUAGAUGCCUAUAACAGAGGUAUCUAUCCACAUGAUGGAUACGCCAAAAGAGGUAUCAAAAGGAAAGUCGAGCUACCGUUCUAUUGUGAGGAUGAGCAAUAUCUCAAUCUUAUUCGAACCCAUGUUGAAGGUGCUUUAAAUGAAUUCACACCUGAUUUGGUUGUUUAUAAUGCUGGUACAGAUAUACUUGAUGGAGACCCGUUGGGAUGUCUUAGUAUUUCUCCCGUGGGUAUAAUCGAGAGAGAUCAAAUAGUAUUUGAACAUGUCCGUGCCCGCAAUAUUCCCAUCAUGAUGGUGACCAGUGGUGGCUACCAGCGGACGACAGCUCGAAUCAUUGCAGACUCCAUCCUGAACCUACGUGCCUUGGGCCUCAUACCAUGUGAGGAGGCAGUGAAUGCACCCCCACCACCAGAAUCUCAAUUACCGGUGCAAUCGCCUCCGACAACUGAGACAAGCGAUGGGAUGAAACGGAGUAGUAGUGAGGCGACGAGUCUGUGGGCAAAGUUUAAACGGGCUGGAGCGUGCAUAUCAUUUCCGAGGUCACAAACUGUUAACGCUAAACUAGCAGAUAAAGCCGCUGUUCAAGACAAGGAAGAGGAGGAUGUUAGUGCCAAAGUUGAUGUGAUAGGUGCUGCGUCUGUUGUGAAAAAGGGGGAAACGGUUGCAUCUGGGCAAGGUAUGAAAGGAAAGACAACCGAAUCUGGGGAGGAAAAAGUGGAGAUAGUCGCAUCUGGGGAUAAAAAAGGGGAAGAAGUUGCAUCAAAGGGUACAUCUGGGAUUGUGAAGGGGGAGACAAAUCCAGCUGGAGGUGGGAUGGAGGAGACGAUUGAAUCCGGGGAGCCAAAAGCUGACACUCUUGCAUCAAGGGAUGUCGAUGGGCGGACAGUUACACCUGGGAGUGCGGAGGGAACAGCUGUUUUUGAGGGAGCGGGGGAGGUGAUUGUGUCUGGGUGUGUAAAGGGGGAGAAGUUUACGUCUGGGGACAGGGAUGGAGAGAUUAUUGCAUCUGGAGGUAUGAAAGGACAGACAUUCAAUGGAGAAAAAGACGAAUUAUAGCCAGUUUAGACAAUGUUCUUGAAAGAUCAAGAGUCUUUCAUAGUUAACUAUAAUAGUCGUGGAAGCUCCCUUUACAGACACAUGAUACAUGUCAUAGGAUACCUCCCUGUUAUGACUGGUACGGUAGCAAUGUGUUUGUUUUAUCAUUGAUUUUGAACUCCAAACAAAUACCUAUUUAUUUGUUAAGUCAAAAAAUGUACCUAUUUGUUAUUGAAAUCAAAAAAUUUACCUAUGUAGUCAGAAAGUUUAGGACGGCCUAGUUGUGGGUCUCAAGGAUGUCUGUAAUAGAAAGGCGCAAAGAGGAAAUGAUGUUAUUUCCCCUUGGAGGUACAAAUAUUCAUCCUGCUGUGCUUUAAUUUGCAAAAUCUUAUGUCGGCAAUACAAAGAAUUCAUUUUGGCAGUACAUUUCUGUGCAACUUUACUUGAUGGUGAGUUUUGCCCAUUUCUACCUGGCCCGGCAGUUAACCUAGGUCACAAAGAAGACUGUCACACCCCUGCAAAAUGAUGGUCAUUAUUUCUGAUGUGUUUUCAUGUGUUGUUCCCUUGCCCUUCUUUCUGGUCCUCUCUCCAAUGUUUCAAGUAUGGUUAGCUAGCAUCAGCUUUCUCAUCAAAGGAUUAAAACAGUAUACAAACAAAUAUCACCAAUGGUAAAAGUACAAUUAAUAAUCCUGCUAUUCAUUGUACUUUAACCUUUUGCUGUAAGCCUGUACUUUUUUUUAUGUUAUUGCCUCAGACCUGAUGAAGACCCACUAGUGUCGAAAGCUUGUCUCAAAAAUACAAAUAAGUUGAUCGCAAAGAUGUCGUUACCCCUCAAGUUUUGUAUGAUAAAAAUGAUAAAUACAUGUAUGAUAAAAAUCUAGUUGAUUAUCAUCUAUCCCAUCAUCCAUGAUGGUACCUGCUGCCAGUUGUGUGUCAAGAUGGAUUGAGGCUGUGCUGGAGCAGUGUUGGUAACUAAGAGAAGUCCCUAUUUCUAUCAAACUAACUUUGUUUUGUACAGAUUAUCAUCAAGGAUUAUCUUGGAUUAUCAUCCCCCAAGUCAUGAAAAUCAAUUGAUUCCAGUAUCUACUGUCAAACAAGCUUAGGCAAUGGUGGCGCUGUCUCGCGGCGGACAGUGGAACUGAAAUCAUCGCCCAAAAUCUUCAGUUCCACAUUUUACCGCGAGAGAGCACCACUAUCGCCUAAGCCAAUUUCCAAUGGUAUUUUCCUUACGUCCAGCCUUUUUUAAGGCCUUUCGACACAAGUUGGGGGAUGGUUUUUUUGGUGGUUCAGACCUCCGGGUGGCGAUGUUGGACUGGAUGGUUGGUGUUACCCCUCAAGUUUUGUAUGAUAAAAAUGAUAAUUACAUG